UAAACGAGGAUAAAAUAACGAAAGGCAAGGCUUAGAUUUUGAUAAUUUUAUUAGCGCAUUGUUGUUUAGUGGAAUAUUAUCAAAAUGCCGGAUCAUUUAGGUAAUGAUAUGCGUAAGGUAAAACACGAGGAUGACAAAGAUGAAAAACCUAUUCAAGCUCUAGAUGAAGGUGAUAUUGCUCUUCUAAAAACAUAUGGUGCUGGACCAUACUCAAAGGCUAUCAAGCAAGUUGAAGAUGACAUCACCUCAAUAUCUAAAAAAGUAAAUGAAUUGACAGGCAUUAAGGAAUCUGACACUGGACUAGCCAACCCAGCGCUAUGGGAUCUACCAGCCGAUAAGCAGACACUACAAAGCGAACAACCUCUACAGGUCGCCAGGUGUACAAAGAUUAUCAACGCUGACACGGACGAUGCCAAGUACAUCAUCAACGUCAAGCAGUUCGCCAAGUUUGUCGUGGAUCUUCACGACCAAGUGGCCCCCACAGAUAUUGAGGAAGGCAUGAGAGUCGGAGUUGAUAGGAAUAAGUACCAGAUUCACAUUCCGCUUCCACCAAAGAUUGAUCCGACUGUCACUAUGAUGCAGGUAGAGGAAAAGCCAGAUGUCACUUAUUCUGAUGUCGGAGGCUGCAAAGAACAAAUUGAAAAGCUGCGAGAAGUUGUAGAGACGCCACUAUUGCAUCCUGAAAGAUUUGUAAACCUAGGCAUAGAACCUCCAAAGGGUGUGCUAUUGUAUGGGCCGCCAGGAACUGGGAAGACACUAUGUGCCAGGGCAGUUGCUAACCGGACAGAUGCCUGCUUCAUCAGAGUAAUAGGAUCGGAGCUUGUACAAAAAUAUGUAGGGGAGGGGGCAAGAAUGGUACGUGAAUUAUUUGAAAUGGCAAGAACGAAGAAAGCGUGUUUAAUUUUCUUUGAUGAGAUUGAUGCUAUUGGGGGUGCAAGAUUUGAUGACGGAGCAGGAGGAGACAAUGAGGUCCAGCGAACAAUGUUGGAGCUAAUCAACCAACUGGAUGGCUUUGACCCAAGGGGCAACAUCAAAGUCCUAAUGGCCACCAACCGGCCUGAUACCUUGGAUCCUGCACUGAUAAGGCCCGGACGGCUUGAUAGAAAAGUUGAAUUUGGUCUCCCUGACCUUGAGGGAAGAUCACAUAUUUUUAAGAUUCAUGCCAGGUCGAUGAACGUUGAGAAAGAUAUUAGAUAUGAGCUUUUGGCCAGACUUUGUCCCAACACAACUGGAGCGGAGAUCAGGAGUGUGUGCACCGAAGCCGGAAUGUAUGCCAUCCGUGCCCGAAGGAAAGUCGCAACUGAGAAAGAUUUUCUGGACGCUAUUAACAAAGUGAUUAAAUCUUACGCAAAAUUCAGCUCAACUCCACGUUACAUGACCUAUAAUUAAGCUUCCCAUUUAGAAGUUUAAAAUAAUUGUUUAUUUUCUUUCUUGGCCAACGUGAUAAAAAAGCAAAAACAGAGUUAUGUGGCUUAAGUCUGAUGGAAACGAUCCUUUUGUGUGUCUCUGCAAAACCAAUUGAGCUUAUACAUUGUGAGAACUGUCUGUAAGAAUAACAGCUUCACGUUGCUGCGAUUGUACAUGGUUAUGUCCACUGAAUUUUUUCAACCUACAUUUAACAAAAACUAUGGGUAUGUAUUUUGAACGGCUGUUUUGUUGGUUAGCACUGUUUAUGCAAGUACUGAAUAAAGUAACACCUUUUAUAUUCUCGCGCCCUUAAUUUUCGCGAUAAAACGAA
Anneissia japonica is the source of this 1738-nucleotide messenger RNA. Its product is annotated as 26S proteasome regulatory subunit 7. Lineage: Eukaryota; Metazoa; Echinodermata; Crinoidea; Comatulida; Comatulidae. The transcript has 11 exons. The coding region runs from base 85 to 1389 and encodes 434 amino acids. Gene Ontology annotation, biological process: proteasome-mediated ubiquitin-dependent protein catabolic process. Gene Ontology annotation, molecular function: ATP binding; proteasome-activating activity; ATP hydrolysis activity. The record is from RefSeq and is a predicted model, not a curated record. Gene Ontology annotation, cellular component: proteasome regulatory particle, base subcomplex.